AUGCAAAGGGCCAUUGAGAUAUGCAUGCCAACAAUAAUUCACCGCUGGUGCAUCUGGCACAUCAUGAAGAAGAUCCCAAACAAACUAAACAGCUAUAAGCGACAUGAAAAAAUCAAACAAGAGAGGAGCCACGUCGUUUGGAACUCGUUCACAAAAGAGGCAUUCGACAGAAACUGGAACGAUUUUCUCACAAAGUAUAGCCUCGGAGGCAACAAGUGGCUCUCAGAGUUGUACGACGAUCGACAUAUAUGGAUUCCAGUUUACUUGGAUUACCAAUUUUGGACCGGGAUAAGAAGCACACAAAGGAGCGAGAGUAUGCACGCAUUUUUCAACAAGUUCAUCGCACGCAACAGCUCCCUAAGUCAAUUUGUGAAGCAAUACGACAAUUGCCUAGCAAGCAGAGAGCAAAGAGAGAGAGAGUUGGACGCUACAAAUUUUCACACCACCAUACCAUACACAACAAAAUCAAAAAUAGAGGCACAGUUUCAAUACGCGUAUACCCACAAGAAGUUCAGGGAAGUUCAAGCACAAUUCAGAGUAAAGGUGAACUGCAUCACAAGAUCAAUACAUUCCACCUUAGGUUUCACAAUAUACGAAUUCAUAGAGCAGGUUUCUAACUACACAUUCAACAAGUUUUUAGUCACUUACGACGCAGUAUCACGAGAGGUAAAGUGCCAGUGCCUAUUGUUCAAGUCAAGGGGCAUACUGUGCCGCUAUUCCCUAAGCAUCCUAAGCUUCGAGCGAGUGGAUAAUGUGGCACCGAAAUACAUACUGGAGCGUUGGAACAAAAACAUAAAGAGGAGGCACAUACACAUAAAAAAUAGCCAAGACGAGCCUCUAUUAAAGCUGAGAAGUAAAAGAUUCGACGAUUUGGUGUUUUGGUCGCACAAUAUAUGUGAAUUUACAUCCGAGUUCGAGGAGUUGAUCAAAAUUCUGCACCGGGCGUUUGACAAUGUCAUGGUUGAGAUGCAAGAAUAUUAA
Molecule: messenger RNA, 981 nt
Organism: Arachis stenosperma
Lineage: Eukaryota; Viridiplantae; Streptophyta; Magnoliopsida; Fabales; Fabaceae
Product: protein FAR-RED IMPAIRED RESPONSE 1-like
Exons: 2
Coding region: 1-981 (326 amino acids)
Biological process (GO): regulation of DNA-templated transcription
Source: RefSeq, a predicted model, not a curated record